UUGCUCACGUUGAAGUCCACAUAAAUCUCAGUCGCCUGUGCCUUUUUUUUUCUCCGUCUCCAAUUCAUGGAAGAAUGCGGCGAUAUUUGACAUAUUGGAUGUUGACCGCAUAACAUAGGAACAAAGAGAUCUGAAAAGAAAGAACUCAAGAUAGAGAGAAGCUAGGGAAGAAGAGAAGACGGAUUGUGCUCCUCAAAAGUUAGCUAGCUUCUAUCAAAGAGGAGAGAUGAUCAAGGGGGAGAAGCAGCUUGGUAACCGUGAAGAGCAGUUGAAAGACGAGAUCAAAGAUGAUGAUCAGAUGCCGGAUGGCAACUUUUUCAAGUACUUCAACAAAUCAAGCAGAAAAAAAGAGGUGUGUUCACCAAGCACAAGGGAAAGAUCUCAAAUGGACUCAGCAUCAGAGCAAACCUCAUUAAAUCUGAAGGCUCAGAACAAGGUUCAGGAGGACAAACUCGCAUCCACAAGGGCUGAGAUGGGUGAGGUAAGAGAAGAGAACGAGAGGCUAAAAAAGAUGCUAUCACGCAUUGUAGAGGACUACCGAUCUCUUCAAAUGCACUUCCAUGACGUUCUUCAACAAGGACAAGUCAAGAAGCUUGCAGACCCUACGAUCGCAUUGACCACCAACAUCGAGGAGCCUGGAUUCGUCUCACUGAGCCUCGGCACGAGCACAAGCAUGCACAAGAAGGAAGAGAAGAGUAGUAUUGCCGAAGGCAGAGGGAGAGAAGACUUCAUGAAUAUUAAAGAAGGAGGCCUCUCUCUUAGAUUAUCAGACUGCAAAGUUGGUGCAACUAACAGUGUGAAGAUACAGCCCGAUGUGCUGACCUUGAGUCCUGAAGGCAGCUCGAAGGAUGCCAAGGACGACGCAGUUCAGACAACAGAGCAGUGGCCGCCCAGCAAAACGCUGAAGAACUUGAGCGUUGGCGUGGAAGCUGAGGAAGACAUAGGUCCACUGCCUCAGGCCAAGAAGGCUAGGGUGUCCGUAAGGGCAAGGUGUGAUGCGCCAACGAUGAAUGACGGAUGCCAAUGGAGGAAGUACGGGCAGAAGAUAGCCAAGGGGAACCCGUGUCCCCGCGCCUACUAUCGGUGCACCGUUGCAGCAGGAUGCCCCGUCAGGAAGCAGGUGCAGAGAUGCGCGGACGACAUGUCGAUCCUGAUCACCACCUACGAGGGCACGCACAACCACCCGCUCUCCGCCUCCGCCACCGCCAUGGCCUCCACAACCUCCGCCGCGGUGUCCAUGCUCACGUCGGGCUCCUCCACCUCCCUCGGUUUCCCCACCGCCCCGCCGGCCGCCUCCGCAACCGACCUCAGAUUCGGCUUCCCGGCAGCGCCCGACGCCCCCAAGCCGUUUUGCCUCCCCGCCGGCGCCGCGUCCAUCACCUCCACCCUGUCCUACCCGACCAUCACACUCGACCUCACCUCGCCAGCAGCGGCCACUUCGCAGGCCUUCUCCCUGAGCAACAGGUUCUCCUCGAGCUUCGGCCACGGCACUAGGUACCCUCCCACGAGCUUCUCCUUCUCCAGCUCCGGGUCGAGCGCGCUGUCCAGCGCUGCAUGGCCGGCCAGUGGUGCUGGGUACUUGAGCUAUGGGUCACCAGCUGCGUCGUCGUACGACGUCGGCAAGCUCAGCUCUUCCGAAGCUGCACUGGGCAGCAUCAAUGGAAGGCAACAAGGCGGAGAAGGCCCGGUGCUCUACCACAACCAGCAGCAGAAGCUCACCGACACGAUAGCGAAGGCGAUCACGUCGGACCCGGGCUUCCACACGGCGCUGGCGGCCGCCAUCACGUCGUACGUCGGCACGCAGGGCGGUGGGUCAUCGGCGGGAGGUGAGGGCAGCCAGCUGCAGGGGCUCAGGUGGCGGCAACAUCUCGGCCUGGGGCUGUCGCCGUCAAGCACGAGCGCGGCAUGCUCGUCAGUACUUCUGGAACAGCCGCCGCCGACGUCGGCGGUGGCGGCUCAGAGCUCGAGUGCGCGGACGUUCUUGCAGCCGUCGCUGGGGCUGUCAGGCUCUCACAGUGCUUCUACGUCUCCUGUGGAGAACAGGGAGCACAUUAGCUAAAUAUUCUGAAUAUGUCUAGUUCAUUCAAAAGUUAUUGGAAUUUGGUCAUUUCAUCAUUUGGUGUAGAUAUCCUGACUCACUGUAGGAUAUUAGGAUAAAGAAAUUGUUUGAUUCACAGUACACAUGUAAAACAGAGAAAUGAGUUUCAGUUUUUCAAUC
Molecule: messenger RNA, 2218 nt
Organism: Phragmites australis (common reed)
Lineage: Eukaryota; Viridiplantae; Streptophyta; Magnoliopsida; Poales; Poaceae
Product: WRKY transcription factor 72A-like
Exons: 7
Coding region: 227-2059 (610 amino acids)
Biological process (GO): regulation of DNA-templated transcription
Molecular function (GO): sequence-specific DNA binding; DNA-binding transcription factor activity
Source: RefSeq, a predicted model, not a curated record